GGAAAGUGGGGAGCGAUUACCCAGCCCGAUGGAACGGAGGGCCACCCGCCCGGCCCAUGAGGUCCUGGCUAACCCUAAUAACGGGACGGCUGCUCCAACACUCUUCCUUUCCGUUUGCUCCUGUGGCAGCGACGAGCUCCAGCACCGGCAAUGGGUAUCUCCAGGGAUUCAACUCACAAGAGACGGGCAACCGGAGGUAAGAAGAAGUCAUGGCGCAAGAAGCGCAAGUACGAGUUGGGAAGGCAGGGUGCCAUGACCAAGCUGUCUAGCAACAAGACUGUGAGGCGUAUCAGAGUACGUGGAGGAAACUCCAAGUUCCGGGCUCUGCGUCUGGAUACUGGAAAUUUCUCAUGGGGUUCUGAGGCCGUCACCCGCAAGACGAGAAUUUUGGACGUGGUAUACAACGCGUCCAACAAUGAGCUUGUUCGUACUCAGACCUUGGUGAAAAAUGCCAUCAUCCAGGUCGAUGCAGCUCCCUUCCGUACCUGGUACAGUCAGCACUACGGUGUAGAAAUCGGCAAGAAGAAAAAGGCCGCUGUCAAGAAAGAGGAGGUUGCUGAGACUACUGAAGAAGAGAAAAAGCAAAGUAGCCAUGUGUUGAGGAAGAUCGCCAAGAGAGCUGAAGGCCAGAAGCUUGACGCUCAUUUGGAGGACCAGUUCGCCAGCGGAAGGUUGCUUGCGUGCAUUUCAUCUCGACCCGGACAGUGUGGCCGAUCCGACGGAUAUAUUUUGGAAGGCAAGGAGCUCGAGUUCUACCAGAAGAAGAUCCAGAAGAAGAAGGGCAAGGGUGCUGCCGCGUAGGUUGAUUAAUUUCGGCAAUCAAGUCGUAGGACUUGGUGUGGAUUGGAUUAUAUGAUAGGCAGUCUUCAGGGUUGUUUUCUUUGUGCUGGCGUGGCCAUCUCGUAAUGAAGUUCGCACCUACUUGAGCUCAGACAUGGUUGUUAGUCUCGACCUGCAUGUUCAUUUUGCCAUCUUAGUAGAAUUUCUUGCUAAGUGCCCCUGAUGCUCCUGCACAAUCGGUCCAAAGUUUCUUCGCAACCUAGACUCUGCAGCGGGUUGAUUAUAGAAUUUAACCUUUAGCACAGUGGAAUCUCAUUUCACUGACGAUCCUUGCCACCCCUUUUUUUGUUAACGAGGGUGUCACUGCACUGUUAUGUAUUCCACCUGGGAUUGCACCUAGCAAGUUGCUCACAGGCUGUUUGAAAUCAAUAGUUCAGUGGCA
This is a messenger RNA of Physcomitrium patens, 1222 nucleotides long. RefSeq names its product small ribosomal subunit protein eS8z. Gene Ontology annotation, biological process: translation. Lineage: Eukaryota; Viridiplantae; Streptophyta; Bryopsida; Funariales; Funariaceae. Gene Ontology annotation, cellular component: ribosome. The record is from RefSeq and is a predicted model, not a curated record. Gene Ontology annotation, molecular function: structural constituent of ribosome.